Patiria miniata (bat star) is the source of this 17204-nucleotide messenger RNA. Its product is annotated as dynein heavy chain 5, axonemal-like. NCBI's taxonomy places the organism in Eukaryota, Metazoa, Echinodermata, Asteroidea, Valvatida, Asterinidae. The transcript has 91 exons. Gene Ontology annotation, cellular component: dynein complex. Gene Ontology annotation, molecular function: dynein light intermediate chain binding; ATP hydrolysis activity; dynein intermediate chain binding. The coding region runs from base 190 to 16110 and encodes 5306 amino acids. Gene Ontology annotation, biological process: microtubule-based movement. The record is from RefSeq and is a predicted model, not a curated record.
UCCUAACGACCACUUCCAAAAUGGCGGCCCGCUGUCAACAAAUCUUGCGGCUCCGCGAAACUUGACUGUAUGUUAAUGAAGUAAAAUUUGCUUAAAAUUAAGUAUAUUUUAUCAAUUUAUCGGUAGGAUUUGAGAGAACGAAUAUUUGUGAUUCCUAAAUUAUGCUGCACUGACAAAAAUUGAGCCAAAAUGGAUGAGAGACACUGGUGGAUAGCCACGAAGAUCCAGGAGUCGUUCCACAUCGGCGGGUUUCACGACAACCCGACACUGCUGGAGGAUUUCCUCUGCGAGCCCAAAACCCUCGAACUCAUCAACCAGUUCCUGGGCACGGGAGGCCCCAACAAGCUCUUCUUCUACUCGGACAGGCCGCAGACGAGCACCCUCUUCCCGAGCGGCCUGCAGAGCACGAGGCAGCUCCACGUCGUGAGCUCCCUGGCGACUCUGAAAGAGGUGAACAUCGAGGACACGACGUGCCUGUAUUUUCUCCGCCAUCAUGUCAACCACGACGUGGACCCCGUGCAUAUGGAGAAGGACAUCUUCUGCGGGGAGCUGCGGCAUAGUGUGUUGGACAACCUCAACACCUUGCUGUCCGAUAUCUACCUGCCGCUGCUGCGAGCGCAGAAAGACUGGGGCGAGUGUAGCGAGGAGAAUGUGUCGCAGUGUUUGAAUAGUUUGGAGAAAUAUGCUGCGGCUCUCUCUGAAACAGUGAAUGUACCUGCAUCAGGGAGACAGCAGGUCUUGAGACGUCCAGAUAACAUGGUGAGUCAAGAGUUUAGCAAGCACCGGACCACGUCUUACGACCACAGCAUCAUAACAGAGUAUGAGGCCUUGGUGUCGGAAUGGAUCUCCACCAUCGAUAAUGCACUGGCCGAUGGCGGGGACGAAAGAUUCAUGGACCCUACCUCAGGUCCCAUGAGUGAGCUAGAGCGAUGGCGAAGACGUCAGCGGAUGCUGUCCAACAUCAUGGAGCAGCUGAAAGGCAAGGAGUGUAAGACAGUCAUCGGGGUGCUCAUCACAUCCAAAUCCAAAGUCCUCAAGAAAUGGAAGGCCAUCGACUCUAGUAUCACAGAUGCAGCUAACGAAACCAAGGACAAAGUCAAGUACUUGGAGGCUCUCCGUCGUCACUUUGAGCAUCUCUACCACAGCGCCUCGCCGGCCGACAUCAUCAACACGGCACUGCCUGGACUAGCCAAUAGCGUCAAGCAGAUGGACUCUAUAUCAAGAUUCUAUGCACGGACAGGAUAUCUGGGGCUGCUGUUCACUAAGAUAACCAACCAGCUCGUCAACGCCUGCAAGGAGUACAUCACAGCCGAGACUAUCGCCCCCUCCCAGGAGGACUUGCUCUGGCCCAAGUUCUACACGGAGAUUGAAGGCAGGGUCCAUUCCACUGAUCAGCAGGGGAGGUCCAGGGCCGGUCGGCGGAAAGGGAAGGACCAAAAGGGGGAACCGGAGAAUGACACGCUGUUGGGCCGGCUCAAGGCCUGCCUCAAGCUCCACAACGUGUAUCGUGACACAGUGCGCACACUGCGUGAUAAUCUCGGUGGGGCACACACCCUGAUGCAGUUCCCCUCCAUCAGUUCCCUGGGAGCCCCUACCUCCAGGGCGAGAGCCCACUCCAGAGGGGCCUUGACACUGAUGGGCAAGGCAUCAAAGACACCCUCGGUUGCUGGUGAUUCAGAGCACGGCCAUGGCGUGCCCUUCACCGACGAGGAGUCCAUCUUCGGCCACCUGGAGUCCUUCUGCGCCCGCAUCCGUCAAGUCAUCGAUGCCGUCUACACCCUGGUCCAGUACAGCAAGCUGGGACUGAGCACGGAAGGGCUGCCCCGACCGCGGAAAGAAGACCUGGUAGUGGAUGAUGAUGCCACUGAGGAGGGGGCGGAGAUUGCUGCACUAGGAGGGGGAGGUGCUAAUACAUCCGAGCACAGUAGUACCCCAACCCUGGAAACACCUAUCAAGCCGGUCAGCCCAACCAAGACCCCAUACCCCCACGCCCCGGGGAUCCUACCCAUUGUCGAGGAGGAAGAGAACCUCAAUGGGGAGGAGGAGGAAGGGGCCAAGGAAAAAGGCAAGGAGGAGAAUGCUGAGGAGCAGAUAGGGAGCGAGGUGCCGUCCAAUGCUGAUGAGGUCCACGAUCUGAUCCACGGGACCACGGGGAUCACUGCUCACAAUGCUGCACUGCUCAGAAAGCUCUACAACGCGGAUGACGCAGAUGAUGAAGGCCCUAGCAUCUCCUCCAUCGUCAAGGACCACAUCACCACUAUGAAGCAACUCCUCUCGGCUCACAUCAACACGGCCGUCAUGCUGGAUGUGGAGGGCAAGGAGAAAGAGCGAUUCGGGGAGACUUACGAGGAAUUCCUGAGCACCGUGCAGCAGAUUGAGAUGUACCUGUGCGCUUACCUGCAGGCGGUGUUCAUGCGUAGGAUGAAGACGCACGAGGCGUUGGAUGUCAUCACUAGGUUCACCCCUGUUGCAUACCGUCAGGGAAUGAAACGAUCCAUUGCUGAGAAAUAUGUGGACAUCUUCAACUGGUACGAAGCAGAUCUGGAAGAAGUCAAGAAUAUCUACGAGAAAUAUAAGGAGGAUCCACCGAUGAUCCGCAAUGCUCCCCCGGUAGCCGGCGCCAUCUCCUGGUCCCGCCAGCUCCUCCAGCGUAUCGAGGACCCCAUGAAGGUCUUCCGCGACAACCGCGCCGUCACCCACCUGCGCGACUUCUCCCGCAUAGUGCGGUUCUACAACCGUGUGGCCACGGCGGUGGUCACGUUCGAGAGCCUGUGGCUGGCCCAGUGGCGGGCCCACAUCGACAGUGCGAAGGCCGGGCUGAGGGCGACGUUGCUGAUCAACCAUCCGGAGACGGGACAGGUGGUCGUCAACGCAGACGAAGGAGUUCUACAGUUGAUCCACGAGUGUCGCUGGUUAAAACGGCUCGGAAUCGACAUACCGGACUCUGCACAGAUGGUUCUGAAACAGGAGCAGCGAUUCAAGAGUUACUUCAACCACCUGGAGCUCUGCCUGAAGGAGUUCAACGACAUCGUCGGGUCCAUCCGUGACCCGGUCCGCAGUCUGUUCAAGCCCCACAUCAACAACGUGACGGUCACCUUACAGCCUGGCCUGUCCACUCUGGCGUGGAACUCCAUGAACAUCGAUGCUUUCUUGCACCAAGUCCACACCGCGAAUGCCAAACUGAAGCACAAGGUGGACAGCGUCAAUUACGUUAUCGACACCAAGAUUGAUGCCAAGCUCAAGAUAAUCAGCGAGCUCUUCCUCUUUGACACGGAAUUUGCCUUCAGCAGGUCAUGGCCUCCGUCGGAGUUCACCCAAGCCAUGCUGGAAAGCGUCAGCGACCGUGGCACCCAGCUCCACGACCUGGCUGUCCAGAUCGAGGAAGCCGUCCACGACCUGAUCGGCAUCCUCCUGGGCCGGGCCGGUAGCCCCUCCUUCACCCCCCGGCAGAGCCUCAGCGCUAGCUCGCGACGUCACUCAGGCAAGCAGGCGAUGAACCUGACACCACGGACUGAGGCAUCCAGUGGUGACACUGGAGACGACAUAAUCAUCAGCGACAUAUUGUACCACUACUCGGAGUUAGUCUACCAGGCCGUAAUGUCCUCCAUCUGUCGUACCCUCAUCACCCUUGCUGAGGCGGCUGGCUGCGAAGGCAUCAUUGAAGCCAUCAGUCGCGAGCUGGCCUCCUCCCCACUACCCCCAGACGGCAGGCUAGACACCCUAGUGACCCCGGCUAAGAGUCAUAGCCGGCCAAGCACGGGUAUGUCCGGUAUGUCGGGCCGACUCAGCCGGGCCAGCACGGCGAUGAGCAGGGCUACAUCCUCGAUGUCAUUCCUGUCUGAUAUGUCCUGGACGUCGGAGAAGACGCAUGAGAUAACUUACCUCAGGUUUGAAGUAGCGGUCCAGUUCUCCAUCCCCAACAUCAUCAUCUCCCCGACCCUGGAUGCGGUCAAGACCUCCCUGGCCCGCAUCGCUGAGGUCGUCCUGAACACCGCCGAUAAGAUCUGCUGGUGGGCUGGAGGAGACAUUGGGGAACCUUUCCUGACCGAAGUGGUCCAGGAACCGGCCAUCGAGAGCACCAUGCGGAAACUGGACGGCGUCGUUGAAGAUCUCCAGCGCGUCAUCGACAAGCACCUCUUCCACUUUAAGUUCUACGACUUCCUCUGGAAGGACGACAUGUACGCGGCCUACUACGAGUUCAUCGACAACGACCCGGGCACCUUCGCCAUCAAGAAGGAAGUCGAGCGGCUCCUUCACAUCGAAGAAAAGAUCCAGGCAGUGCCGUCCAUCCUGCCCGUCGGAUCAGUUUGUCUGGAGACUAGUCCCAUCACCGAUGCUCUGUAUGGGUUUGCCGUGCAGUGGAAGACCCAGUACGCCCAGGUGCUGCACGAGGAGGCUAAGAGGCGUCUGGACCAAGCGGUCAUGUACCGCAACAACGUCCGGACCCGACUGACCGCCGAGGUGGUGACCCUGGACCAGCUGAACGGCACCUUGAACUGGCUGGAGGAGGUCCGUGACAUGGAGAACAAAGUGGACAAGAUCUACCUGCCCAUUGAGACCAUGUAUGCCGACCUCAGGAGUUACAAACUUCGACUUCCUCGCUCGGAGGUCGAAGAGGUGGAGCAACUGAGAGACAAAUGGCAAGAGGUCAUCGACCUGGCUGAGCAGUGCCGGGUCAAACUGCUGCGGGAGCGCAGAGGAGCGUUUGAGCAGGAGCUGGAUAAACAAGUCAAGCUCUUUGUCGUGGAAGUCAUUCAAUUCCGCAACAGUUUUGACUCCCAGGGCCCGGCCGUGCCCGGCGUCCAGCCCGCAGAGGCUGUGUCCAGACUCCACGAGUUCCAGGAGAUAUUCAAGCUGUAUGACUCCAAGCGCAGGACCCUGGACUCCGUCUCCAGACUAUUCGGCAUCAUCUGCAAGCCUUUCCCGGAACUGGACAAGACCGGAGAAGAACUAGACCUGCUUGGUCUUCUGUACGGCCUCUUCCAGAAGUUCAUCGCCUUUGACUCUCAGUUUCGGGACAAGCUCUGGGCGGACGUGGAUCUGGAGAAAGCUAACAGAGAGGUUGAGAAUUACUGGGAGGAAUGCCAGAAUCUCCCUGACAAGCUCAAGGACUGGGAUGCCUACAAUGAGAUGAAGAGCUCCAUCAAGUUCUAUCUGGACGUCUUCCCGAUACUGCACAAGCUGGCCUCAAAGGAGAUACGUAAUCGUCACUGGCUGCAAGUCAUGUCCGUGACGGGCAGCUCCUUCCAACUAGAAGCCAACGUCUUCAAGCUUCUUCACAUCUUGGACAUCGGACUCAUCGAGCAUCAGGUAGAGAUUGAAGACAUUUGCCGCUGUGCCAGCAAGGAGCAAGAACUUGAAGUCAAGCUGCGCAUCACGGAAGAAGAGUGGACAGAACAGGUUCUGUCCUUUGAGGAAUACAAGAAGCGAGGCCCCAUCUACCUUGAGAAGGAUAACUCGGAACAUCUCUUGGAGCAGCUGGAGAACGCCCAGGCUCUCCUGGCUAACAUGCUGACGUCUAGGUUCAUCGGACCACUCAGGGAGGAGGCAGCAGGAUGGGCAGAGAAACUCAAAGGGGUAGCAGAAGUCCUAGAGCAGUGGCUGGAAGUGCAAGAUGUCUGGCAGUACCUGGAGGCCGUGUUCAGCGUGGGACGCACGGCUAAGGACCUACCCCAGGAAGCCAAGAGGUUCAAUCGGAUUGACAAGAGCUGGACGAAGAUCAUGAAGAGAGCCUACGACACCAGGAAUGUCUUACAAUGCACCUACGGAGGGGAGGUUCCCAAGGGCGUCGUCCUGCGACACAUCUACGAGGAGCUCGAAAUCUGCUUCAAGUCCUUGAUGGGAUACCUGGACAAGAAGCGACAGGCCUUCCCGAGAUUCUACUUCCUCUCUGACCCAGUCCUGCUGGCCAUCUUGAGCCGGCCGUUUGAUCUGGAGUCGGUCAGACCCCAUCUCAGAUGCAUCUUCAACAGUGUCUUCGACAUCCGCCUGGAGCAACUCCCCUUCUCCGUCCCCCAGAGCGCCAACUCCUCCCCAGAGAAGUCCUACCACAGCACCCGGGAGCGCCACUCCCCGCUACGCACCGACUCCUCGGUCUACACCUCCCACCAGCAGUCGCGCAUGACCCUUGGGGAGAGCAUGGUCGGCGGGGUCACGGGAGGGGGUGGGAUCCAGUCAGAGUACCUGAUGCAGGCCGUGGCGGUCAUCUCGAAGGAGACGGAGGUUCUCCAGUUGGACGAAGAGGUAUCACUCAAAGACAGUGUUGAGAUCUGGCUGCACGCCUUGAAGGAAUCCAUCAGUAAGACAGUCUACUCCAACGUCUGUAAGAUGAUAGAGGACGUGGAGGCGGGUCUACCCAUCGAGGAGCUAGCUGGCAAGUUCCCAAUGCAAGUGGCCGGACUAGGCCUCCUGAUGUACUGGACCAAGGAGUGCGAGCUAGGCAUCAUGGAGAUCAGGAAUGAACGGAAGGCCAUCGCUAACUCCGCCAAGAAGUUCGGCACGACGAUGGGGCGGCUGGCUAUGGCACUGACCAGGGGGACCUGGAAGACGCUGGAUGAGCACAUGACGCCCCUGCAGAGGCUGAGACUGGAGAGUCUGAUUGCUCAAUCUUUAUACCUCCGCGACACCCUGGAGCAAAUGAGCAACAGGAAGCUGAGGGAGAUCGGAGACUUUGAGUGGAGGCGAUGCAUCAGAUUCUACCAUCACUUCCAUGCUGGCCGAGUUGUCCCUCAGAUAUACAUGCUUGACGAGCGUUUCACGUACGGCUCCGAGUUCUACGGAGGCCAAGCCUCAUUGGUACUCACUCCUGUGACUGAAAGAUGCUUCCUCACUAUGGCUUUGGCCAUGAAGCAAUUCAAGAACUGUGCUGUCACUGGUGGUACCGGAGUUGGCAAGACGGAGACAGCCAAAGGAUUUGCGUUCAUGCUUGGCCAGUACCUAGCUGUGUUUGGAUGCUCAGGGCAGAGUGACCCUGCAGCGCUGGGCAAGAUACUACAAGGCCUGGCUAUGGAUGGCUGUUGGGGAUGCUUCGAUGAGUUCCAACUACUCCAGUCAGACGCCAUCGCCAUGGUGCUGGAUCAUGUCCACGCCAUCAUGGCUGCCUUGCGAGCCAGGAGCAGGCAUUGCAUCCUGGGAGAUGGAGAAGAGGUGAUGUUGAAGAGCGGCAUAGCCCUCUUCAUCACCGUCAACAACCAGACCUCUCCGCCAGCGGGCAUCCCCGUGGACAUCAAACUCCUCUUCCGUACGGUGGCGCUAGUCAAGCCAGACUACUCCCUCAUUCUCAAGGCUCGCUGCGCGGCCUACGGCUUCCGAUCCCCCCGGAUGCUGGCCGACAGACUGAAGAUGGUGGCCCAACAGUGCAAAGAACAACUGACCCCAGAUGAGCACCCAGUGUUUAACAUCAAAAACAUGAUCAGCGUUCUAUUGCACGCCGUAGGAUCAUGGCGCGAUGUGGAAGGGUCCAAGGAGUAUCAUCAGCUCUUCAGCAUCGGUGGCUUAUCCUCGGCCGUCCAGCACGCCCACCUCGGCCGCAAACUGACCAAAGAGGAGCGGAUGGAGCUGUCCCGAGCAAGCUCACAAGGAUCCAUCGUCCAGCCAGGCAGUGCCAUGCCUUCUGUGGCCAUGUUGAAGACCGUUGAGAAGCAGCCACGCAAGCUGGGAGUGCCCAACCCCAUGACACCAGCCGCUAAGGCCGAGCAUGCCGUGGUCGCACAGGCCCUGCAGAACGUCAUCGGACCCAGACUCAAACCAGACGCUCUGUACAUCUUCAACAACGUGGUCAAGGACGUCUUCACGGCCAUGGGCAGCCCUCCUACCCCCCAGUCCAGCCGCGUCCGUCGCAACCAGCUCAACGUGGAGCACAUGGUGGUUGACAAGGCCCAUGAGAACGGGAUCAUGCCUCACACCAACUGGGUCAACAAGGUCAUGCAGCUGUACGCUGUCUCCCAAGUCAAUCACGGUAUUAUCAUAGCCGGCGGUCCCGGCACAGGCAAGUCCAGCGCCAUCGCCACCCUGGUGGAGGCCCUGUCGGCCAUCGCGCCGGCCCAGUCCCGCCAGUCUCGUAGCUCUGUCUCCAGCAUCACGGCCAUCAGUCACAAGCUGCAGCGCAUCAACCCGCUGGUAGUCGACGACCUGGCGCUCAUGUUUGGCCACCUGAACCAGAACCAUGACUGGGUGGAUGGGGUGUUCACUAACAUCUGGCGUAAAGCCAACAGGAACGUCAGCACUACCUGGCUGUGCCUGGAUGGUCCCCUGACCCCCAGCUGGGCAGACAACUUCAACAGUGUCCUGGACAACGACAAGGUCCUUCACUUACAUAACGGGGACCGGCUCUUCCUGAGCGAUAACGUCAAGCUGGUGUUUGAGACCAGCGACCUGACUAUUGCCUCGCCGGCAACUGUCACAAGAGCUGGCAUUGUCUUCAUGGAUAAGGACGUUCUAGGCUGGCGGCCGAUCGCUCAGGCUUGGAUGGAGAAUCGAAACCAGCAAGAAGUUCACUGUUUACAGAAAGCCUUCAAUAAGACCAUGGAUGCUGUCGUGAAUUUUGUUCUCUUCGAAACAAGGCCCCUGGUUCAAGUCUGUGAGGUCGGCCUCUUCAAGAUGUGCCUGGGCUUACUGACGGCGAUGCUCAAUGAGCAUGUUGAGAUCGGCGGGGAGCUGCACAUUGAGCGUCUGUUCCUCUUCUGUCUCAUCUGGUCGUUUGGAGGGCUCCUGGAAGGCACGGAUCGCAAGAACUUCAGCGACCUGCUCCGGACGCUGACGUCUGCACUUCCUGAUUACGACCACGACAUCUCCGUCUUUGACUACUACGUCGACGAGUCGGGUGAAUGGGACCCCUGGCUGUCCCGUGUUCCCGAGGUCACCUAUACGUCCGACACUCACGACCUCCUGGGCGAAAUCUUCGUUGAAACAGUCGACACGAUUCGAUGUCGGGUGCUUCUGGAGUUUGCUAAUCUCUCCAAUAUGCAUGUGCUUCUGGUUGGGCCGCCGGGCUCGGGGAAAACAGCCAUGAUCAAUGAUUUCAUCAAUACGCUCGAUCCCUCCUACCAAGUCACCAAGCGUCUUGUGUUCUCUGGAGCAUCCACUGCCUCCCAGCUGCAGCAGUUCAUUGAGACCAACAUCCACCAUCGCAGAGGUUUCGUCUACGGAGCGCGCGACAACAAGCGCCUCCAGCUCUUCAUCGAUGAUCUCAACCUCCCGCCGAUGGACGAGCACGGCGUGCAGCGCUGCAACGAGCUCCUGCGUCAACUCCUAGACGACCGCGUCCUGGUCACUCUCCAGAAGCCUUUCGAAUGGCGGACCAUUCAGGAUCUCGUGGUUCUGUCGGGACACACACGGAACGUCUACCCCAGUGUCGGGAACAAGAAAAUGCCAGAGAGGCUCUUGCGCCACUUUGCAGUAGUCAGCUUGCCUGAGCCUAAAGACUCGGCCCUGACCGGCAUAGUGGAUGCCAUCCUAGAUGGCAACAUGCACAAGAACAACGGCCAGAGCCUGGCCCAAGAACUCCAUGAGGCCAUAGUGACUGCCUCGUGCCAGCUGCUGACCAGGGUCCAAGCCGUGCUCAGACCGUCACUGGUGCCCGGACGACACCAUUAUAUGUUCACGCUCCGAGAUCUCACCAAAGCGUUCCAGUGCCUUGUGCGCCUGUCCGAAGAGGCUCGCGGCGAGAUCAGCAUGGUCACGUCACUGUGGCAACACGAGGUGCGCCGCAUCAUGCAAGACCGUCUCUGCCGCACGGCCGACAUCAACUGGUUCCAGCAGACGUUGGCGGAAAUCGUCAAAACGCAUUUUCCUGAGAUCCCCGAUGGUGACGUUCUCUAUGAAGACUUUGUGACGUUCCCCAUCGAGCCCAGAACUUACGUCCGACCCGUCACCUCCCUCUCACAGAAGUCCGUCAGGGUCGUCCUGCAACCCGUCGAGCAGCUGGACAAGGUCCACCAGUGCGUCCACUCCCACCUGACCCGCUAUAACGAGGAGUUUGGCAAUGUGACCAUCAACAUCAUGCUGUCCGAUGAUAUCAUCCAUCAUGUGAUCAGGAUUCAUCGCGUACUCAGCUUCCAUCAUGGCGGUAACCUGUUGAUGGUGGGCGCCAUCGGCAGUCACCUGACCACGCUGGUCAACCUGGCCCUCCACGUUGCCGACAUGCCCAUCCACCCCAUCGACACGUCCAGGAGCAAUAACUUCUUUGACGGACUGCGCUCGGCCGUCCGGCUGGCCGGCACCGAGGGAAAGAUGCUGACCCUCAUGUUCACUGCCCGAGACCUAAAGGAAGAAGUGUACCUAGACGCUAUCAACAGUUUGCUUGUUUGUGGCGAGUACCCUCCCCUCUUCUCCAAUGAUGAACUGGACGGACUUCUUCAGGCUCUUGGGCCGGCCAUGAAGCGGCACUUCCCCAACACCCUGAUUGACCCCAUGAAGUUCUUUGUCUCUCGGGUCAAGACCAACCUCCACAUUAUCAUCUGCGUGCCUCCGACAGAAAGACUGCUUCGUAUCGCCCCCAGUGAAUACCCAGGCCUUGUGACCGGCAUGCAGAUGAACUGGAUGUGCGAUUGGUCCCAGAGUGCACUGCUCGGCGAAGCCACCUACUUCAUACACAAGCACACUUUAGCCAAAGACAGCACGCCUGAAACAAGGGAGAAACUGGUAUCCUGCCUGUCCAACAUCCACAGCUUCAUACUGCACGACUGUAAUCAGAUCCCCUGGGCGGGGGAAACCAGUGACACCGUCCAGAUCACCACGCUCAAGAUCCACGGCAAGAAGGAGGCCAUCAAGGUGCAGACGCUGGACGUGCCCAACCUGCCGUACACUAAACUCAUCAUGAAGGAACGCAUCAAGUUGAAUCACCGAGACCCCAACAUGCCGGGCAAGCAUGAGAUCUUCAUGGGUCCCCGUACCUUCCGUCGAUUCCUGGACUGCUUCCGGUACAUCUACAGCACCAAGGGCAAAGAGAACACCGCCAAAGUGGGACAGCUCAGGAAAGCCCUGUCCUGCCUGGCCCGCACCCAGCAGGACACCCUGGCCAAGAAGCGCGACAUCAAGCAGCUGCAGGUGGAGUACGAGCAGGCCAGCGAGAAGGUGGCCUCCCUGCUCUCAAGCCUGACGCUGCGGGCAACCGUCCUGGAGAAGACCAAGGCGCAGUUUGAUGAGGCCGGCAACAGCCUGAGCGCUUUCUUGCAGAUGCACGAGGUUGAGAGCGACGAGGAGAUAGAGGACGAACUGCUUGCCGCUGAGGAGAGAGAUGAGUACGACAAGGAAUUUGAGCGGAUGCGACAGGAGAAUCUACAGUCUCGUAAGAUGGCGAUUGAUGAGGAGCUGGAGUUGGCCAUCAAGAAGGUUGUAGAUUGCCGGCAGGUCUUACAGAAGGCCAGAGACCAGGUGAUUCACUGGCGGGAGAAAGUUGACCGCUCCUGCAUCGAGCGUCUCAAGUCCUUCCAGAACCCUCCGCAGAUCGUCCUCCAAGUCAUGGAGAUGGUCAUGGCGUUGCUCGGCAAGAACAAGCCCCUCAGGCAGCACCCGGACCGAUCAGAGAAAGUGCCCAACGAAGACGCCUCGGUCCUUUCCGGGAGACAUUCGAGCAUGUCGUCGCCCAGUCCCAAGAGCCCAACCAAGCCCCACCGCACGCCAAGGAAGACCCGACCAGCACCAUCAAAGUAUUUGAGCUACUCCUCAGGAGAGAGCGUUGUCACCAAAUCCAAGUCCAAGGACCAGCUGACGGACAAACAGAAGUGGAAGCAGAUGCAGAACAUCCUGAACGACUCGGUGAGGUUCGUGGAGACCCUCCAGGGAGUGGACUGGGAGAACGGACUUGAUCCCAACAUCCGGCUGAACGUGGAGCACUACCUGCCCAAGCCCAAGGGAGACGGGGAAGGGGUGACUGGAGAGGGCUCAUUGCUUGAAGUCCCUGGUGGAGCCAAGCUCCCCGCCUCCUCCCGUCGUAGUCCCGCUUCUCUCGAGUCUGGCGGCAUCACCAUCGCGGCCGUCCGCUACAGCUCGGAGGAUGCAGGCAACCUGGUGGCUUACAUCUGCUCCUUAGUGGAGUACUCGCAUCAGUGCGGACCGCUCCGAGGUGCCCUGGACAAACAGUCGGAGCUCGAGAAGGAAAAGACGGAGAACGAACGUCUGCAGAAGGAACAGGAUGAGAGGGCCGGAACUGCGGAGGCCCGUGAGGCGCUGGCCCGUGAGGAGCAUGAAGAGCCAGAGGAGGAACCAGUCUACACAGAGGCUGACAUCCCGGCACUGCAGGAAGCCGUGACAGAGCUACAGAAGGAGUUUGAUGCGGCCGUGGUGGUCAAACACGCACUGGAGAGCGAGCUGCAGGCUAGUAAUGAGAGACUCAAGGCAGCUACCAACAUGAUCAGAAGCUUGCAGCAGGAGCUGAAGCGCUGGCAGGCCUACGUGGAUGACAACGCCGUCAACGAGUGGCUGCUCAGCACCUGCGUCUCCGCUGCGGCGUUCCUGACCUACUGCGGUGGAAUGGACCCGGACCCCCGCCGACGCCUGGCCGACUACUUCAACGUGAUGUGCGAGCACCACGGACUACCCGUGCCCAAGAAGAAACUCUUCAAGGCUAUUCCACUCAUCAAGUUCUUGUACUCCCAGGUUGACAUCGAGUCCCUACGCAUCCUGAACCUCCCCUCCACCCCAAACUCUCUCAACAACGCCUGCUUCAUCAUGCAAGAGCUCAGCAGCUCAGCCUGGACUCUGCUCUGUGAUCCGACGAGUCGCAUCAUCGACUGGCUGAAAUGUUACCUGAGCGGCCGCGUCUUGCUGGUCAAGUAUCACGAGUUGCGCUCUCAGCUGGAGACCUGUCUCACGGAAGGCACCCCGCUGGUCAUCAUGGACUGCGACGCUCACGCCUUGGCCCAGGACCAACGCUUCACUCGCUUACUGCGCGGCCGGCUGGCGUUCAUGAACGCCAAGGCUCCCUUUAAGAUGAUGGUCGCGGACCACGAGGUUGAGUGCCAUCCCAACUUCCGUGUCUACCUGCACACCACGGAGAUCCCCCAGCGCAUCCCUCACAGCCUGGCUGCCUACACCAGCAUCAUGAACUUCUACCAGACCAGGGAGGAUUGUGAGGAGGAGCUGCUGGACCGGUUCAUGGCGCUGGAGAAGGCCAGGCUGGAUGAGGACGGAAUACUGGCUAAUAAGGAGAAAAUUUUCAACCUGAAGAAACUGAACGAGUUGGAGCAGCAGAUGCUUGACUGCUUAGCGUCGGACACCAGACUGCUUAACGACCUGGCUACCACCAAGAAACUGGCUCAGCUCAAGAAACACUACGAUGAAACCCUAGAAAGUCAAGAACGCAUACAGAUGUCAGAGAAGGCAAUCCACAAUGCGCGCGAGGGUUAUCGGUCGAUUGCCAAGCGUGGCGCCGUCUGCUUCGACGUCGCCCGCUCCAUCGUUGAGAUCAAUCCUAUGUAUCAGACGUCAUGGCAACAGUUUCUGGACGUGUACGACGCCUCGAUCAAACACUCCGAAAGAACGGCUGCAGUAAAAGCUGUGGUGGAGCGUCUGACCUACAACGCCUUCCAGUCGACAGCCAGGUCCCUGCUGGAGAGAGACAGGAUGAUAUACGCCCUUCUGCUAGCCAUGGAGGUCGAGGACUCCCUCGGUAACGUGGGUCCCGGUGAGCGCGAGUUUGUCAUCUCCCCUCAGCUGGGCUCCUCCAUCAUGACUGCUCUUGGCCACACGGUGGCGCCAGACCACCGCAUCGCUCAGGCCAAGAAACCUUUUGAUUGGAUGCUGGACGAACAGUUCCACAAUUUGCAGUCCCUUGCGAUCCACUACGAGUGGUUCCAGGAGAUGUUUGACCGCAUGCCCAAGGACGGCCGUGAGACCCAAUGGCGGACCCUCGGAGAACACGACACGCCGGAAACCGCGGUCUUACCAGAGAAGAUGGACGAAGUGUACAACCCCAUGCAGAGGCUGAUGGUCUUGAGGGCGUUCCGGCCCGAUCGCAUCAUGCAGGCGGGGACGGUUUUCGUCAACGCCGUGCUCGGGAAAAAAAUCAGAGGAUCUUCAUCAAGGUACAUCGGAGAGGUUGCGUUGGAUUUUCCGGGCGUGGUCAAGCAGAGCACCCCACUCACCCCCAUCCUGCUCCUCUACACCAAAGAGGGGGACCUUGCCCAGAAGAUGUUCCAUGAGUAUGCUGCUAAGAGGCAGUGCAAGACGGUGGUGGUAGCGCUGAGCAACUCUGAGCAGAAUGAGGAGAGGUCUAUGAGGAGGUCUAUACAGACGGCCAUGCAGGAGAGUCACUGGGUGCUGCUGCAGAAUGCCCACAAUUCACCCCACAUCCUGAACACCUUGGAGACCGUCCUCAAGGAGUGCAGUCACAAGCACCAGAUCAGCGAGUCCAACUUCCGUCUGUGGAUCUCGGCCAAGAUGGCCCCCAGCAUCCCCGUCCGUCUGCUGCAGUAUGCCGUCAAGGUUGUCGUCGAUUCGCCAAGGAUCAUGAAGGACAGCCUCCAGCGCACCAUGGCCCUGAUCGACACGGACACCCUCAAGCUGAGCUCACGCAGCGAGUGGCCUCCCUUACUCCAUAACCUGGCCAUGCUGCACGCAACCAUCCGACUACGAGGGCGCUUCAGCCGCGCAGGGUGGAACCUGCCGGGCGCCAUGGACUUCGGCUUCAACGAGAUCAGCGAGGCCAUCCAAGUCGCCGCCAACCCUUUCAAGGACUACACCACCAUAGAGGGUGAGAGCCUGAAGGGAAUCUCCUGGAUCGGCCUGCGCUACAUCAUCACCGAGCUGAUCUACGGCAGUCACGUGACCGACGAGUACGAUCAGACCAACCUGUCGGCCAUGGUGGACUACUGGGUGGGGCCCAACGCCGUCAAGAGGGAGUACGAGGCAACAAAACUACGCUACAAGAUCCCGGCGGCGUUCUUCAGCAACAACGUUCGUCUGACGGCCAUCAUGCAAUCGCUGGAGUCCAUCACUAACCACAGCCUUGACGUGCCUGAGGCGUGUAACAUCCACACAUCCAUGGAGGACGAUGGACGAUUGAUGACCACGGUUGGUGACGAUCAGUACAUCUACACUCGUCUGAAUGCCAUACUAGACUCUAUGCCAUCCUCCAACACACUCUGCCACGUGCUGCAGCCACGCCCUGCCACGCCCUUCAAAGGUCCGUCAGUUGCCAGUGUGAACGGUAGUGCCAUGUACCCCAACAUUGCAGCCAUGGGCGUGUACGCCAGCGCCAGCGUCUCGGCCGUGCAGAACAGGAAGGAGCUGGAAUUGUGGGAAAUCUGCCACACGAUGUUAAACAAGGUCCCCAGGGGCUGGAACAGGGAUUACGUUACCGAGCGUGUUCGCAAGACAGGCGGGGACACACCCUUCAAUCGCUUCAUCCUGCGAGAGAUUGACCUCAUGCUCAAGCUGCUGACGGACAUCAAAACAUCUCUACAGAAACUGAAAGCCCUAACGGAGAAGCCAACGGAAGUCUUCGGUGACCAGAUGUCAGAGAUGCUCAUCUCAAUCGCGGACGACCUUUACCAUCAUCGCAUCCCGGCCCACUGGUGUGACCUGGCCGGCGACUCCAUGCCGCCCAUCAACUGGCCCCUGGGACAGUUCCUGAACGACCUGUCCCAGCGCUGUCAACACCUGGAACGGAUUAUCAUACAGGGUCGUGAUAAGUUCCCAGCCUACUGGUUAGGAGCCUUCUUCCAUCCCAAGAGCCUUCUUGCCUUGCUGCGCCAAGAUGCGAUCCGUUCCUACGGCAGCAGCACCACCCAGGUGGAACCGUUUGUCUUCCAGACGGAGAUCACAGCCAGAGAUAAAGAUCACGUGCGAGACCCUCCCCAAGAGGGCAUGUUCGUCUAUGGCAUCUACAUCUGGGGCUGCACCUGGGAGAAGACGACAGGCGAGCUACAAGACACACCCCCACGCCACGGCCCCACCCCUCUACCCAUCGUCCACGUCCUCUGCAUGCCGCAGAGCGAGAAGCCCGCCCUCAACGACCCGCAGAAAGCCGCGGAGACCUUCAACUGCCCCGUCUACCCAACGCGGGUCAGCUCACGGGAGCCUGUGUUUACGAUGGACGUCAGGCACGACAACGUGUCGGCCACUAAGUGGGCUUUGAGGGGUAUGGCGGCCACAAUACGGCCCUACUAGAGUGGUCACUUACAUUCCUUGACCGAUCAGUACCGAUGCAUUAAACCGCCCUCCCAUAUUCUACCACCUUAGCCCCGCCCCUCAGCCACUGAGUGGGCAUUGAGAAGGAUGGUGGCCAUAUUAGAGUGGUCACUUGCAUUCCUUGACCGAUCAGUACCGAUGCAUUAAACCCCCUCCCAUAUUCUACCACUUAAGCCCCGCCCCUCAUCCACUGAGUGGGCAUUGAGGAGGAUGGCUACCACUAUGGCCGUAUUAGAGUGGUCAGUUGUAACCUUGACCACUACAGAUUCCCUUCAAGAACCCCCUUCUGUUCGGCCUCUUAUGCUCCGCCCCUUCUGAAGUAUACAUCAAGCCAGUUAAAGUUCAAAUUUGCAUAUUGUCCAGUAUAUUGAGUUGUUUUAUUAUAAGACAUGUUCUGAGAACUUGGAUAUUAAGAAGUGCCUCCGUCCAAUAAAUUUCUUUUUUUCUACAUUUGCAAAUUUUUUGCAAAAACUUUCAAUAAUUUGUAAAAUAUAUUUUAUUGUAAAAUGAGUGAUAAACGUUUCUUGAUAAAUGUGUUUAUUAAAGUAUGGUUUGGGGAAUGCAUAAUAUUGUUGAAUAUUCUGGUGUUUUAUGAUUUUUCUGUACUUGUUGAAUGAAAUAUUUUUUCACUAAUUAAUAACAAACAAUUUAAUAAUUUUUACUUGAGCAUUCCGUUGAAUCCUUGGAAAUGAAAUUAUUGAAUAACAAAAAAUUGUUGUAAAUAUUGUAGAUAUAAAAGAUUUGUUCCUUUCCGUCCACUUCAAUCUAUUUGGAAUUCUAUUUAUUUUAUGAGGACAAACAUUCAGUUGUUUAUUAAUCACUGUUCAUAAAAUCUACUUCUGGAAAAUCUCGAUCAAGCACGAUGAUGGUGCACAUUUUCAAUUACCUUUAAACAAAAAUAACCUGAUUUAUUGAAUUAUUGAAUAUUUGAACAGUUGUCAACAAACUGUGGAACUUGCUAUUCCGUCUAAAUGAUGAGAAUUUUUUUACAUGAUAUAAUAUGUUAUUGUUUGGUUUGUUGUUCAAAUUGAAAUUUUGUUGAACUUAAUAAAACAAAAAUGUUUGUACAGUUU